Molecule: messenger RNA, 2061 nt
Organism: Kwoniella botswanensis
Lineage: Eukaryota; Fungi; Basidiomycota; Tremellomycetes; Tremellales; Cryptococcaceae
Exons: 8
Coding region: 1-2061 (686 amino acids)
Biological process (GO): lipid metabolic process
Source: RefSeq, a predicted model, not a curated record
AUGGCAACCCUCCUCCCUUCCAAGUUACUAGGAGUGACCACCUCGAUCGUCUCACCCACAUCUACACCUUCACCCGACUCAUCUUCAUCCUCGCCUUCUCCCGAAAUCAUCAAAUCCCUAUCACCUCAUGGGGGAGCACCUCUGACCGGUGAUUCAUCGUUGAUACCUUCCAAAUACAUCAUCGACGAGAAAGGUCCCAAUUCCAACUCCAAUUCUUCAUCUCCUUCCUCUGGACAAUCAAGUUCCUUCAACACCCAUCCCGCAAAGAUAUCACCUAGUGCACCACCCAUCCAUCUCACCCGCGCACCGCCCUCUACUUUACUCGACGCACCCGCCAGAGCAGCUAUGAGCUUACCCAACGGGAUGACAGCCUCGGCGCAAGCUAGGGCAGUUAGAGGAUCGAGCGAAGCCCGUACACCAGAAUAUGAAAUCGAUGAAGAUGGUUUAGGUGUUCCAUCAUCUUACAAAAACGGUAGUGGAGGGGAAGAAAGAACACCAUUGUUAUCUCCUACACCUACAUAUUCGAGCAACUACAAUCUCAAUAUGAAACCAUCUUUAUCUAGAAGUUCUUCAACUGGAUCUACAUCAAGCAAUAGAGGUGUUCUAAGAAGGAUAUUCAUCGAUAGGUCUACUACCCCUUCUCAACAUUUGACAAGACCUACAUUCCCUCCACCAAGUUUAUCAACCUAUUCACCCAUCCCACCCAAACCUCUGACUCUCCUUGCGAAGUUGAAUCUGUUCAUCAACCAAAGUAUCUCUAUCAUCCUAUCGACUUAUUUCCUCAUAUUCGUUGUGUUAUGGGCGUUCACAGCGGAAUGCUGUAAAGCCCUACCGAAGUGGGUAUGGCCAGAUAGACCUAAGAAGUUUCCAUGGGAUGACGAGAAUUAUUGGAAAAAGGAGGGAAAGAAGAUAUCAAAAGAUCCUAGUGAUUAUGCGAGACAGGUUGGGAUGGAUAUUGAACAUCAGACGGUGGAGACGGAAGAUGGUUAUUACCUAAAGAUGCAUAAAGUGAUCGACCCAAAAGCUGAACCUCGAUCAGAUGGACGAGGCGGCUUCCCAGUAUUGAUCCUUCACGGACUGUUCCAGUCCUCCGGGUCAUUCGUCACUUCCGAGGAUCGGUCGCUUGCAUUUUGGCUGGCGAAAAAUGGUGGUUAUCAAGUGUAUUUGGGAAAUACCAGAGGAGUGUUCGAUAUGGGUCAUAGAAACUUUAGUAGGAACGAUCCAAGGUUUUGGGACUGGACGAUCAGGGAAUUGGCGAUGUACGACUUACCAGCUUUGGUCGAACAUGUCUGUAGAGAGACGGGGUACGACAAGAUCGCAUUCAUAGGUCACUCCCAAGGGAACGGUCUCGCUUUCAUUUCCCUCUCAUUAGGCAUGUGCCCAUCCCUAGGCAAGAAACUAUCGGUAUUCAUCGCCCUCGCUCCUGCAGUAUAUGCUGGACCUCUCACCCACGGUUUCCCAUUCACCGCGUUGAACAAGAUGGAAUGGUCGACUUGGAAACGAUUCUUCGGUGUAUUGGACUUCAUACCCUUGAUGCGGUGGGCUUACGAUUAUGCCCCUGCGAGGCUGUUUGCUAGUUUGGGUUAUAUCAUGUUUGCAUUCUUGUUUGGGUGGACGGACGCUAAUUGGCUCCACCGACGAAAGACCAAGAUGUUCCGAUUCACGCCCACGCCCGUAUCUUCCGCCUCGAUCUUCUGGUGGUGCGGUAAAGGUGGUUUCGCCGAUCGGAAAUGUACAUUAGAUGAUUCGCUCGAAAGAUGGUUCGAUAACCGUUUCCCACCUUUAUCGAUUUAUCAUGGUGGGAGGGAUUAUCUCGUAUUGGCCGAACCGUUAAUUGAGAGAAUGGAGAACAAGGAGAAGGACGUGAAGGUUAUCAAAGUUACAAAGUUGGAUAAGAGUGAGCACUGCGAUUUCUAUUGGGCUGCGGAAGCUGUCGAAUGGGCAUAUCUGUCAUUCAUGGACGAUAUAGAAUCUACUAGACCUAAAUAUCCGGAUGAGGAAGAAUCACCCAAGGAAGGAACGGAAACUAACAUAGAUGGUAUUGAAGAUGGAUCGGAGUAG